CAAGUGGAAAAGCAUAUUGUAGAUAAAACCCUCUUCUCUGUCUCGGCGAUGAGAGAGUGAGAGUGAGGUUGGGGCUGGCGAAGCCUUUUGUGCUAGAAUGACCGACAUACAUAGAAAAGGGCGACCGAGGCUGCAACGAGUAAAAUGAUCGCACUGCGCAACCAGAGAAACAAGAUGAAUGAGUCCCUCGGUGUGCAAGACCAGGCUUUCCUUGCGUCACCUCGGUCAACUUCGUUCCUCUGUAUCUCCUCCGCUCGCCUGGUCACCCGUGAUCCUACCCAACGCCCCCCCCGAUCCAUGUUCGGCCCGCCGUUCACCUUGGGUCCAACGCCGGUUGCCUGA
Verticillium dahliae VdLs.17 is the source of this 342-nucleotide messenger RNA. RefSeq lists its product as uncharacterized. Bases 145 to 342 code for a protein of 65 amino acids. NCBI's taxonomy places the organism in Eukaryota, Fungi, Ascomycota, Sordariomycetes, Glomerellales, Plectosphaerellaceae. The record is from RefSeq and is a predicted model, not a curated record. The transcript has a single exon.